GCAAAUGCUACUCUAUGGCCUUUCUCACCUCCCUCUAACCUGUACGCACCUUUUCUAUCCUCUCUCUUCGCUUAUGGGUCUCAAAUCCCUAGGGUAUCUGACACUCGCAUUCGUCUCGCUGGAUUCUCUUCAACAACUCAUAUGAACAUUCGACCAUAUCGAUCGAAUAAGGACAUGUCCGUCAGCUUAUCGUUACCGUCGGCUUUCCUCCGGCGAGAGAAAGAAGAGGAACCUUAUUCAGAUUCCAGAAUUUACUCAGGUGUGGGGAAAAAUGAACUAUUGACGGCAGAAAUUGAUGGCGAACAAUGCUCAUCCUGUCAGACCGCUCCACGAAAUAAUGGAUCAUUUUUAAGCACUGUAAAAUGUUUUGGGGUGGACUUGUCCCCAGAUAAUAUUGCCGUUGCGAUGGUAUAUUUUGUCCAAGGAGUUUUAGGCCUUUCUAGGCUUGCAGUGAGCUUUUACUUAAAAGAUGACCUCCAUCUAGAUCCAGCAGAGACAGCAGUUUUAUCUGGUUUCUCGGCAUUACCUUGGCUCAUAAAGCCCCUUUAUGGGUUUAUCAGUGAUUCUUUUCCACUUUUUGGUUACCGAAGAAGGUCCUACCUUGUUUUAUCAGGGCUUCUUGGGGCAUUCUCAUGGACUUUGAUGGCUACCUUUGUUGACAGCAAAUAUGAUGCUGCAUUUUGUAUUCUAAUUGGAUCUCUUUCUGUUGCAUUCUCAGAUGUUGUUGUAGAUUCCAUGAUAGUAGAAAGAGCCCGUGGUGAGUCACAAAGCACAUCUGGAUCUCUUCAAUCUUUAUGUUGGGGGUCUUCGGCCUUUGGGGGGAUUGUGAGUGCUUAUUUCAGUGGCUCCUUGGUCGAUGCGUAUGGUGUGAGGUAUGUUUUUGGUGUGACAGCAUUGCUUCCCUUGAUAACAUCUGCAGUUGCUUUUCUUGUUAAAGAACAACCUACGUUGGGUGCAGCAAAAGGACAUGUUCUUUCUCCGGUUGGCCCAACUUUUCUUGAAAGCUCUAAACAGAAUAUGAUUCAGUUGUGGGAUGCUGUCAGGCAACCCAAUGUGUUGUUGCCCACCUUAUUCAUAUUCCUAUGGCAAGCGACACCACAUUCGGAUUCCGCCAUGUUUUACUUUACGACAAACAAAAUUGGUUUCACUCCUGAAUUUCUUGGUCGUGUCAAGCUUGUUACUUCAAUUGCAUCCCUGUUAGGUGUUGGGCUGUAUAACGGGUUUUUGAAAGAUGUUCCUCUGCGGAAGAUUUUUCUAGUGACAACAAUUAUUGGUGCAGCUCUUGGGAUGACACAGGUAUUCCUUGUUAUAGGACUAAAUCGACAAUUUGGUAUAAGUGAUGAGUGGUUCUCAAUUGGAGAUUCUCUGAUAAUAACUGUCCUUGGUCAGGCAUCAUUCAUGCCUGUUCUGGUGUUAGCAGCAAGAUUAUGUCCACAGGGUAUGGAAGCAACACUGUUUGCUACCCUCAUGUCCAUCUCUAAUGGAGGUAGUGUUGUUGGUGGGCUUUUGGGUGCUGGUUUGACCCAAUUUUUUGGUGUCACGAAGGAGAACUUUGACAAUCUAGCUCUCUUGAUAGUUCUCUGCAACAUCAGUUCCUUGUUUCCUUUGCCACUUCUUGGCCUCCUUCCCAGUGACAGCCCAGAUACCACUCCAAAGGGGAAUGUGGAUGUUGAGCAGACAAAGUCGAAUUGAGGCCGGCGACGUCUGGCCCGGAUGUAUUACAAAGUUGGAUCUUUCCAUUGAGUAUACAAUAAUGGUGUAAAUAUAUAUAUGUUUAGCUGAUCUUUUCCACAU
This is a messenger RNA of Telopea speciosissima, 1794 nucleotides long. Its product is annotated as folate-biopterin transporter 1, chloroplastic-like. Bases 142 to 1692 code for a protein of 516 amino acids. Lineage: Eukaryota; Viridiplantae; Streptophyta; Magnoliopsida; Proteales; Proteaceae. The record is from RefSeq and is a predicted model, not a curated record. The transcript has 10 exons. Gene Ontology annotation, cellular component: membrane.